Phragmites australis (common reed) is the source of this 1166-nucleotide messenger RNA. RefSeq lists its product as uncharacterized. NCBI's taxonomy places the organism in Eukaryota, Viridiplantae, Streptophyta, Magnoliopsida, Poales, Poaceae. The transcript has a single exon. The record is from RefSeq and is a predicted model, not a curated record. The coding region runs from base 126 to 563 and encodes 145 amino acids.
UCGCGGCAAAGUUUCCCUUCGUAUCUCCCUUCUGUUGUCAUUCCAGGCCAACCGUGCGUGCCAUUUCACGCAGCUUUCUACCUUCUCUUCUCUAGCUCUCGCCGGCCUCUCGUCGAGACAGAGCGAUGGUGCGAGUGGGCCUUCAGGCCUUGCACGACCUUGCGAGCGGUGCUACCGCGCAGCAUGCUCCCCUCAGCUCCGUGGCGAUCGUGAUCCUCGCGGUGGCCGCGACGGUGGCCUUGGCGGCCAUCGCGGCCUUUGGGUGCGCGGAUGGCUUCAAGAAGCCGCGCCGGAACAACAACAACGUCUACUACUACGGCCAGGGCCACCCGCCGCCCCCCGCCGGGGCGUACGGCUACCCGGCGCAGCAGCCGGCCCCCGGCUACGCGUACCCACAGAGCUCCGGCAGGACGGGGCGCAGCGGGCUCGGUGCCGGCGCGGGGCUCGCUGUCGGCGCGGUGGGAGGGCUGGCCGCCGGCGCUAUCAUCGGCUCGGCGCUCGACUCGGGCGGCGGAGGCGGGUGCGGAGGAGGCGGCUGCGGUGGCGGCGGUUGCGGCGGUUGAGCUGUUCUUCUUUUUGGCUCGUGUGGUUAGCCAUCGAUCUUCUAUUAUUUAAGUAUUAAAAAAUUAUAGACAACUCGUUAUUAUAAAUAGGUUUAGAUUAAACUAAAAAGUUAUUAUUAAAUAUGAUUAAUAAGUAGCUAAUUUCAAAAUUAAAAUCUAUAAAAAAUUAGUAGUUCAAUUUUUAUAUAGUUUGGGAAGCAAAAUAUAUAAAUAAAAAAUCCAAAAAUAAAAUAAAUAAUAAUUGAAAUUAAGGUUAGAAUAGAAAAAAAUUCAUAUCACAUGUAGUCUUAGAAAAAAAUUAAAUUAUUAUAAAAACUAAUACCUAAAUAAAGAGUACGUGUAAAAUAUAAUUAAUUAAAGAUUAUCAUGAAAAAACAUAUCGUGAGACUAGCUAUGUCUCACUGGUUGUGAUUAUUUUAAAUACUUUAUAAAUUUGCCAGGAUGCACAUGUGAAGGUGUGAUCAACAUGGUGUAUUAACAACUUUGUAACUCACCGAAUUUUAUUGUGAAAAGGUAUAAUUUAUGAAUUGGAAUGUGUAUAUCACUUUGUGUUUUUCCAAUGUAAUCCUCGCGACGUCCGGUCCAAAUUUUGGUACUGUAUGA